Messenger RNA from Solea senegalensis (Senegalese sole), 1135 nucleotides. RefSeq names its product DTW domain containing 1 (gene dtwd1). Gene Ontology annotation, cellular component: nucleus. The record is from RefSeq and is a predicted model, not a curated record. The transcript has 5 exons. Gene Ontology annotation, molecular function: tRNA-uridine aminocarboxypropyltransferase activity. Gene Ontology annotation, biological process: tRNA modification. The coding region runs from base 196 to 1122 and encodes 308 amino acids. NCBI's taxonomy places the organism in Eukaryota, Metazoa, Chordata, Actinopteri, Pleuronectiformes, Soleidae.
UUCUCCGUCCGUCCGUGGCCGUGUCGUACCACUUCCGGCGUAGAAGAAGAAAACGCUCAUGCUUCAUGAGCUGAGCUUAACCGGUCCGUCACAGUUUUUAUCUGGAGCAGCUAAAGGACAACAUAGAGUGCACAGCAACAUCUGUGUCACUGUGGGCCCCCUGAGAGCUUGACUGUCAACGAUUAAAGAGCAAGUAUGAGCAGCCUGGAUCAGGACCAGCAUCUUCUACUUAGUUGCCGUGACAAAACAACAGUCCCCACUGAUUCAUCAGACGCUCCUGAGCUGGCCAAACACCCUCUCUGUGGUCUGAAAUUGGCAUCACAUGCAGUGCUUGAGAAAGCACAGCAGAGGGGCAGGUUGAAGUGCCCUAAAUGUGGAGGAUCAAGGAUGUUUUUCUGCUACACAUGCUGCUCGUUACUGGGUGUCGGCUUGCAAGAAAUCCCCUCAAUUAAGCUUCCUGUGAAGAUAGACAUCAUCAAGCAUCCAAAUGAGACAGAUGGGAAGAGCACAGCAGUUCAUGCCAAGAUCCUCGCUCCAAGUGACGUCACCAUAUACACUUACCCCUGCAUACCGGAGUUUGAAAAGGACAAGGUGGUUUUGGUGUUCCCUGGUCCAGGGGCCGUCUCAGUUCAAGACAUGAUGCAGUGUUUACUCGACAGGACCGACGGGUCACAUGAUGAACCGUGCAUAAAGAGGCGGAAAAGUGAGGAAGUUCAUGGUGCCACACACACUGCCAAGAACUCAGAGACGGGGACUCCAGAUGAAGCAAAGGGCUGUGAGUCAAGGGUGUAUCCUCUCCAGAGGGUGGUCUUCAUCGACAGCACAUGGAACCAGACCAACAAGAUCAGCUCAGAUGAGAGACUGCAAGGUCUGCUCCAGGUAGAGCUCAAGACGAGGAAAACAUGUUUCUGGCGCCAUCAGAAGGGCAAACCAGAAACGUACCUGGCUACUAUUGAGGCGAUUUAUUAUUUCCUGAAAGACUUCCAUGAGCAUUGCCUUGCUCAAGAGUAUAAAGGAGAAUAUGACAACCUUCUCUUCUUCUACUCCUUCCUGCAUUCAGUUGUCAACAAAUCAAUGUCUGAAGGAAAACAUUGCAAGGAAAAUAACUUGAAGAAAACAUGAAGUGAGCCAACGA